CUCCGUUUAUCUCCCUGGGAAGCAACGGGUGAGACUUUAGAAAACUGUACAUGCCUUUUUUUCUGGAUCUGCCAGACCUACAUUAAUCCUACCUCAGCCUUUCCAGACUUUCCAGAGAUUGUGAACACAGUCCUCAAGAACAUGGAGGCCACCGAGGAUAGCACAUCGGAAAUCCAAGGCCAGGUCCAAGAAACCUCAAUCACAUCGAAACCUAACAGUAGUACAGACAAGGUUCUAACCUCAACAGAGAACAAGAGGCAACGGAAAGGGUACCUGCCAUCAGAGUCCGUGAAGAUUCUCCGCGACUGGCUCUAUGAGCACCGGUUUAAGGCCUAUCCUUCAGAGGCGGAGAAACGAAUGCUGUCAGAGCAAACUAAUUUAUCAUUUCUUCAGAUUUCAAACUGGUUCAUAAAUGCCCGCAGACGCGUUCUCCCGGAAAUGCUUCAACAGGAUGUAAACGACCCUAACCACCUUAAAGACAAGGCCCUCGAUGAAGCCCAACAGCAGAGCACUGAUCAUUUUGUGCAGGUCAAGUCAGGGGCCAAACUUCCAGACAAGGUACAAUGCUUGCCUGAGUCCCUGCUGCCAGUAGGCCAGGAGUCAGAAGAGAGGCUUACAGAUCCAGAGUUUGUCCCAAGCCAGAAGCUAAUCCUAAACGCCCAGCCAAAGAAAAAGGUCAAGAUUUCCACUAGUGAGUCCUUUUCUUCUGAAUCUGUGUGGCCAGAGGAGUACGAGGAUUUCAGCAGCUUCCACUUGCUGGUAGAUGCAGCUGUACAAAAGGCAGCUGAAAUGGAGCUGCAGAAGAAGCAGGAGCUGGAUCCAUGAUCGCCGCCUGCCAAAAACACGCGAACAACAACAAAAAAUAACCCCAGGUAGUCUCUUGUCUACUGUGGUAGGUUCAUUUAUGCUCAUCCCAACUAACUCAAAAUGUUUUUCUUUUAUAGUGACAUGUUUUUUCCAGAACUUUUAUGAAAGCCGUUGUUAGAUAUUGUAACUGAAUUUUGCCAGAUAUUUCAGUAUUUUUACAUGGAAGACACUAGCCAUCAUGAUUUACAUUUCAGCAAAGUUCUCUCUUCAUCUUCCUGCUGGAUUUAUACUCUUCAGACAAUCAGACUAAUAACAUCUGAGAUUAGACACCAUGCUGAAACUUUUGAGGAUAUUUUGUUUUUCUAGCUACAAUUUUUUCCAUCCUAGUGAUACGGCCAAAUACUAAAUCACCUCUCUUUCUCCCCUUCUCUGUAACCUUCCUUAUUUAUUAGCAUAAAUGAUAGAAAAGUAUCUAUAAAAGAUGGCUACUAUACUUACUACUGGCCUCAUUUUAA
Molecule: messenger RNA, 1322 nt
Organism: Ictidomys tridecemlineatus (thirteen-lined ground squirrel)
Lineage: Eukaryota; Metazoa; Chordata; Mammalia; Rodentia; Sciuridae
Source: RefSeq, a predicted model, not a curated record